AUGCAUCUCCCCAGCCACUUGCUGUGGACUCUCACCGCAGCAACAAUAACAACAACCGCACUCGCCGCCCCAUCCCACCUUUGGGCAACACACUACAACGGCAAUGUCUACACACUAACCCUCUCCGGCGAUUCCUUCUCCAUCACCGACACCCGCAAGACCUGCGGCGACUUGCCAAGCUGGCUAACCUUCGACUCCCACACGCGCACGCUGUACUGCUCCGACGAGAGCGGCACGUCCGACCCCUCGACGCAUGGCUCCCUCACGGCGUACCACGCAGCUCCUGAUGGGGUUCUGCAUGAGCUUGCUACAACGAAGACGAUUGGGGGUGGCGUGAAUAGUGUUAUUUAUGAAGGGGAUAGCAGGAAGUUUAUUGCUCUUGCGCAUUACGAAGGCUCCGCCGUAUCAACCUUCGCCCUCCCCCUUCACGCCAACGCACUCGCAGAGCAAGCCUUCCACUUCCACAUGACACAUCCGGGCGCAGUAGCCCAACAAGACGCGCCGCACCCACACGAAGUGUUCCUGGACCCAACAGGAACAUUCCUGAUCAGCCCAGAUCUAGGCAUGGACGUGCUGCACGUGUACGCGAUCGACAGCGCGACGGGCCGGUUAAGCAGCUGCCCAAGCGUGAAGGUAGCAUUUGGCAGCGGGCCUCGCCACGGCGUCUUCUGGACUGACGGCACGGGCAAGGAGCCCUGGUGGGCAUCUGCGGGAGACGGCGAGGCGCAGAGACACACGUGGGCGCCUGUUGGGAAGACGAUGAUGUAUCUUGUCAAUGAGAUUGGAGGCACGAUGAUGGUGUUUGAUGUUGCGUAUUCGCGGUCUGGGUGUAUCAGCUUUUACGAGAAACAGACGCUUGUGCCGUACACGGAUGGCAAGAUGCCGGAAGGCGCAACGCCGGCUGAGAUCCGGCAGAUCGGGAAUGCGUUUUAUGUUUCUGUUCGGAGUGAUGGCGGGUUCCCUGGGAAGAAUGACUCGAUCGUCACGCUGGACCGCUCGCCGCGCAGUGGACUGGUAUCACUGCGCAACACCACGCCGGCGCACGGCAAGGUACCGCGUACGUUUGCGAUCAACCGCGCGGGUGAUCUGGUGGCUAUUGGGAACCAGGCAUCCGCGACGGUAGCGAUUGUGCGAAGGGAUCGGGAGUCUGGGAACCUGGGUGAGCAGGUUGCCAUCCUACAAGUUGGUGAGCCUGGGAAGGUGGGUACUACGGAGGGACUGAGCAGUGUGAUCUGGGAUGAGUAG
Molecule: messenger RNA, 1245 nt
Organism: Penicillium lagena
Lineage: Eukaryota; Fungi; Ascomycota; Eurotiomycetes; Eurotiales; Aspergillaceae
Product: lactonase family protein
Exons: 2
Coding region: 1-1245 (414 amino acids)
Molecular function (GO): 6-phosphogluconolactonase activity; protein binding
Source: RefSeq, a predicted model, not a curated record